This is a messenger RNA of Bacillus rossius redtenbacheri, 17870 nucleotides long. Its product is annotated as 2',3'-cyclic-nucleotide 3'-phosphodiesterase-like. Gene Ontology annotation, cellular component: cytoplasm; membrane. Bases 200 to 1618 code for a protein of 472 amino acids. Gene Ontology annotation, biological process: cyclic nucleotide catabolic process. Gene Ontology annotation, molecular function: 2',3'-cyclic-nucleotide 3'-phosphodiesterase activity. NCBI's taxonomy places the organism in Eukaryota, Metazoa, Arthropoda, Insecta, Phasmatodea, Bacillidae. The record is from RefSeq and is a predicted model, not a curated record. The transcript has 4 exons.
ACUCUAUGCCACUGUGCUUGGUGUCAUUCUGUUGAUUCUGUUCAAGGUUGCCGCGUGAUUAUCAAAAGAAAGAGAAUUUAAAGCUAAUAUGAAUAUUUGAUAUUCAAUAUUAUGUAAUUUUAUCAAAGCAAAUAGUCUUGUGAGGAAUUGCGGCGGAUAUAAAUAUUGAAUUACAUAUUUUUUUCUCGAGACAGCAGUCAUGGGGCAGGCGACCAGCAUCUUGGAUAGAGUGGAGCCGGUUCCCGUGAACAUCACGAGCACCAAGUUCUACUCCCAUGCUCAGAACGUGAAAGUGUUGAACCCCGAGUACCUGCAGUAUCCCUUCAUCGAUGACAAGGGUACUGUCGAGUAUGUGUUUGGCUCGAGGGUCAUUUUCAUAUUGAGGGGCCUGCCGGGCAGUGGGAAGUCCACGGUGGCGAGAGCCAUAAAGGGCACAUACCCCGGUUCAGUUUUGUGCUCGGCCGAUGAUCUGUUCUUGCAAAGUAACAGGUGCGAGCCGAGCCGGGACCAGCUGCACGAGGCGCAGGUGUGGUGCCAGCAGAAGGCGCGCCGGGCGUGCGAGGACGGCGCGAGCGUCGUGGUCGUGGACAGCGCCAACGUGCGCCGCUGGGAGCUGGAGUACUACCUGCAGCUGGCCGUGGAGAACAGCUACGUGGCGGUGGUGGUGGAGCCCAGCACGCCCUGGAAAUGGGACCCGGAGCAGCUCGUCAGGAGGAACACACACAGGGUCCCCCUGGAGGUGCUGCUGGCCAGGGUGGAGAUGUGGGAUGCGGUCGUCCCGCUCUACUUCGGCUGGUUCCUCAACGCUGCCGACUCCCGGGUGCUGGGCCUCGUGGGGCGGGCCCACCUGGAGGAGUGCUUCCGGGUGCCGCAGUUCGCGGACGACUUCCAGAGCUUCAGCCGCCUGUCGGAGGUCCAAGAUAUGCUGCAGUACUAUGCAUUGCCACCAACUUGCCCAAAAGGAAUGUUGCACUGCACAUCGAAAUUCUGCCUCGGCGGGAAAGUUCCGGGCUCGGUAGACUACGCUCGCAAGGAAGAAGUCUUUUCCAACUGUGGACGUUCUUAUCAGUUGUGUAUCGUGGGAUUCUUAAUGACACCGAGAACAUUCGGGGCCAGAGUCAAACUUGACGAGGAGGCGUUGGCGCUGUGGGCAAACGACCAAGAAGGCCCACGCAAGACCGGGUCGCCCGGUCCAAGUCCUGCGAGGACGUCUCUGCCAUUCGACCCUUCGAAUCCUGGAAGUACAUCGGUGGCUCAAGACUAUGAGCCACUGCCCAGUCCGAAAGGUAUCGUCAAGAAAAAAAGACAUCACAAACCACCUUGCAGAGCGACGCUUGUGACAUUCAAGAAGUUUGAACCUUCUUUUCAUCCCACGUCAGGAAGCGGAAGCCAGGCCCACGUGACCUUGGGUUGUGCAGAGGGCGUCUCGGCCGUGACCACCGGUUACGACCUUAACGAAAUAAUUGCGUGCGAAGAUUCGGAUGAGGCUGAAAGUGUGGAAACCUACACCCUGGAUAGAGGCUACUUGCGUAACUACGGAGAAUCGAGGUGGAUGUUGUACUUGAAUCACCAGAUAGUUGUGAGCACGUUGUUCACCGGGCAUUAUGGCUCGAGUUAAGUGAUUUUUGCCAUUGUUAUGGUUUUUUUUAUGGGUACGGAAUUUAAAUGGUUGGCUUUUUAUAUAUUAUUUGAGUUCAUACUGAUAAUGUUUUAAGGUUCGUUAUAAGUAUUAUAAGUAUUACUUUGCAGGGGGCAUUUUGCCUUCAGGAUUUAUAUUUGAGUCAAGAAUUGAAAUUGAACAACAUGCUUAAUUUUCUUUCUGAGUCUCUGGAAAUUAUGCAGUAGAUGAUUUAUAUUCUUGUCUGUGUUUAGAAUGGUUAGAACUCAUAAAAUUCAUCAUAGUUUUUAUUCUUCCACAUAUUAAUAUUUUCUGCCAUAUUACUGUAUUUCUAUAUUUGUUGGGUCAUUUUAGUUAUGUCACUGACUAAAGUGUUAUUUUUAUUCUAAUGUUAUUGCAUUAGAUUGUUACUAGAUUUCAUGUAGUUUAAAUUAUGACUGUGCAAGAUAGUAUGUUUUUUCAAAACAUUUUUUAAAACAGUGUUUUUAUUUUAUUUGCGAGACCUUUAACAGAGUUCUCUCUACUUAAUUCAAGGCUAAAUAAAAAUUCCAACAUUAAUACGUAGUUAGUUUUAGGAACUGUGUGAUGUCUUCUUCCCUAAAUGUGAUUUAUCUCCAACAUUAACCUCGCUGGGGUGCACAAAUUGUCCAAAAAUUAUUUAUUAACAGAAUGCUUGACAAAAAGAUGAUAGAUUAGUGAGAAGAAGGUUUCAUUAGAUUAUUAAAGGCUAUAUAAUGAAUGCACUGACAGGUAUGCAAGUCCAAUAACUGGCCAUGAACCUUUUUUCUGGACUUCAUCAAAAUAUUGAAUUGAGCAACUCAUUACUUUGUUGGCAAUCUUUGUUUCGAACUUGAUGAAUCCAUACAGUUCUGCCUUAACAGCUAACAGAAAAUAGAUUUUCAGCGUUGGCUGCAAAUUGUAUAAAUUGUAAUCUUCUUGCUUUUAAAGUUCCUGGUUCUUAAUUUCUGUUCUGAUACUGCCAAUUUAUGCAAAAUAAAAAUAGCAUAAACAAUUAAACCAAAUUAAAUUAAAUUUUCUAAAAAGUCUCCUCCAAUAACAUAAUUAAAAUGCAGGCAACUCACGUGACUUAAUUAGGAAAGUUUAAGUUUUGGCUACUUAUACCAUUUAUGGAAAUUUUAAGUAUGAUUAAAAGUUUUGGAAUGGUUAUGCAUUUAAAUGCAUAUUUCAGCCACUUUUGUUUGUUGCCUGGCCACAAUGAAAGUCCAUUCUGCUGUUGAAUUGAAAUGUGCUUAAUUCUGACCAACUGUUGUUUAGGGGUGUGCGAAGCUUCGAGUAAUCGAAGUCGAAUCGAAGAUAUUUUUUUCCUUCGACUUUGGCUUCGACAAAAAUAAACUUUGAGUGGAAAAGUCGAAGAUUUUUGCCAGAAACGUUUGGCCCACUAUUUGGAUCAAUAUGUAUAUACUGCCAAAAUAUAUUUGCGGCGGGUAAUUUCCCGACUAUGUAUACAGCAAAUUCUCUCUAGUACGUCCCUCUUGUUAACGUACAAUCCAGUAUAACGUAUAAAGCCGCCGGUCUCUUGAAACGCCAUGCAAAUUAAUAGGCAUAAUAAAUAUAUAACGUACGUUUUUCAAAGCCCUGGACGGUAAUUUCUCGUUAAUACGUAUCGUUUUGCCGAUAUUAAUACACAAAAUAUUAAACAUUUUCUCAUUUCAUUCACAAUUCUAUAGCUUUGUUUAACGACAGGUCUUGUGGAAAUUGUUUACAGACGUUUUCUUUAUUUGGUUGAGUAAAAUGGCAGUUGCAGUGCUGGUAACCGUGCGGAUAGAAAAUUAAUUCGUAUAAAAAAAGUCGGUUUUUUGUGUGAUUGGUGUAACAACAUAACAUUUAUGCGGAAUAAUCAACAGUUAUAAAUAAAAAACGCUUAACUUUUUCAAUUAAGAAAAAAAGAUUUGAUUAUAAUAUUUAUCCUACAAAAUGUGUAUUUUCGCGUUUGAAUGUGUAGCAAUGGAUAUUGGCCGAUGGCGGCCAUAUCUGGCUAGAUACAUAAAACGUGGAUUAUACGAUGGCCAACGACUACUAACGCGUUUUUGUUACCGUUUGUUUUCUGUUACGAUGACCUAACCUAUAAUUUGUUUGUAAACAUCAUUUCAGAUUGACAUCUUUCGCAAUCGUACACAAAUGUAAUACGUAUGCAACAUUUAUUUAACAGAUCUAGUGGCAAGUUUCCGACGCUAGUAAACAUUUUGUGACGUUUCGUGAAGCAUGUUUAAUGGCGACGCGACAUGACGUGCAACAUUUAUUUAACAGAUCUAGUGGCAAGUUUCCGACGCUAGUAAACAUUUUGUGACGUUUCGUGAAGCAUGUUUAAUGGCGACGCGACAUGACGACGUGGAUAACCUGUUUAUAUUUUUAAUAUUAAGUGUAUUAGGGCAGCAUAUAUAGGUAGGCCUACCCGUAGAAGUUAUGAGUACCCAAAAGCGUGUGGGUAUCAGCAUUGCAAAAAACUAGAGAUUCUUACAGCUGUUGACAACUGCAAGAAAAAGUGUGAUGUUGCAAAACGCUUUAAUAUUGCACCUACAACUCUGUCCACAAUAGUAAAAGACAGAGCAAAAAUUGAAGAAAAUGCUGCAAAACUGCACCAGAAGAGGAAAAGAUAUAGCAAAUGUAUCAAUAGUGACCUUGACAAAAAUCUUUUUGAUUGGAUUGUGCAAGCACGCUCUAAUAACAUACCCAUCUUGGGCACAGCACUGCAAGAAAAAGCACGAAUGGAGGCACUAAGGCUUGGAAUUGACAAUUUUCAAGCCUCAAAUGGCUGGCUCACACGUUUCAAAGCCAGGUGGAAUUUAACUUUACUAAUGAAAACCAGAUGAAUGAAUUUUACAAAUUUUAAAUAAAUGAAAAGUACUUAUUUUUCCUGUGGAUUAAGACAUUUAACAGUACUUAUGUAGUAUACAUUUUUUGAAGAUGUUUGGUACAAUGGAAUUUUCUUUAGUCUAUAUAAUCAUGAUGAAACGUAAUUAUGUAACAAUUUUUUAAUAUUAAAAAUUAUGUUAUUUCAAAUCCUUCGACUUCGAUUUUCCUUCGACAUUCCUUCGCACAAUAUAAGCUUCGCUUUGACUUCGCUUCGCAUUUAAAAAGAGACCUUCGCACAUGCCUACGUGUUGUUCUUUAUAUGCAUGCAGUCUACUAUGCAUGAUGUCACAAAAGCUAUUAAGCUGAAGUACUCUUCACAAAAGUCACGAAUAAGUCCUGAAAUAAAAAAUAAUAGGUGCUGGAAAUCACAAAACCUUUAUUCCCACCAGCCCUUUGCUAACUUCCAUUUUAUUUUUUAUUUUUUUUUGAUGCCUCACUUAAGUUUAUAUUUGCACAUAAAAAUGUAAAUAGUCGCAGACUGUCCACUUUUAUUGGAAAUUAUCUCUGAAAAGGUUUUAGCUUCCUAACAUGAAAAUUUGCACUUUCCGUGAAUAUUAUAUCGAUUUCGUAUUAUGUUUAGGUUUGCUUAUUGUAUAAAAAUGGCCCAGUGAUAUUUAUAAAAAAAAAAAAAAAACUUUUCAAAGAAAUUUUUACAGAAAGGUUGAAAUUGGUUCACCAUGUAUUUUUGGACUCCCUGCUCUAAGAAUAAAUAGUUGGGAAAUUCAGCAGAUCUUCAUUCAUAACUAAUUUCAUGUGGAAUUAGUAUGUGACGAUGGUGCUGGCUCUGCAGCAGUAGAGAAGGGUGGAAGAUAAGAUUCCCCUUCCCUGUCUGCUGCUUCCUUGGGGUCUGGUGCAAGAAAAAAAGAGGUCAAAACUAAUUUCACAUUUCUGCACCCCGGAAGUAAAGGACAUUAUACUUUUUUUAUGAAAUAGAGUUGGCACAAUUAAACCAUCAAACUAUUAAAACAUAAAAAUAUGUAGUUUGAAAAUACAAUAGUCUCUUUAUUAACAGAGUUAAUUUCGACUGCAGUCUCCUCGGCUAAGCAAAAUCUUGGAAACACGUUUUCAGUUGGCCCAAUGAUGUUCAUCCAUCAUUUCCUGAGGGUAGAUUCUUUCAUGUCACUCCGUGAUUUGCAUCUCUGAGAAUAUUUUUCUUUGGGCUUCCCACAACAGUUGGAUCAUUUUCUAGAUCCUCAAGCAAACGUUUUAACAGUAUUUUCUGGCAAUGAUGCUUAAGGCCAGCGUGGAUAAUAUGGAACAUCUGUUAAUCGAAGCUCGGUUAAUAGAGACUCUUAUGUAGUAUUUUUGUGUAAUAAAGUUUCAUAAAGCAUUUCCUGAUACUAGUGAAGAAACCUGAGAAAAAAGUUGAAAUGAUUCAAAAACUUGCUUUUCUGAAAAAUUAAAAUUUUUGUGUAAUUGCCAUAAUUUUGUUUUAAGAAGUACUAGUUGCGUGUUCUACUAUCAUGAGUUGCAGACACAUUAAGGUGCAGCUUUCUCUUGCCAUCAGUUUUGUGCUUUGUGAACUUUGGAAUAGGUUUAUACAAACUUUCACAUUUUAUUACAUUAGUACCUUAGGAAGGAUCUUAAACCCUCUUUCCCACACCAUAAAUUUUUGUAUGUUUUAUCUAUUUUAUGAACUUCAAUAAUUUAAUGUCUUUUUCUUUCUAAGAUAUUCUUAGAAAGUUAAAUAAUUGCUGUUAAGGAAUGUUGGUUAAUAAUAGUUUUGUUAUUUAGUUUGCUGAAUAGUCUGUGACUAGUCUGUAAGGAAUAUCACAUUGCCAUGCUAGUACAUAAGAUUGUUGCGUGCAUUUUGCAUGUGUUUCAGUUUUGUUUAGAUAGUUUUUUUCCUCCCUCAAAGAUAAAUGUGCACCAUGAGUGAAUUAGUACAUCAUAGAAAGUAAUCAGGUUUAUACAUAGCCAAGUGUUUACAAAAAGUAUUUUGUCAGGAAAAACUUGAAAAAAUAUAGUUUUUUACUCCAAUGAAUUCAACACGAACCGUUAAAUAAAAAUUAACUUAGGCCUCCAACUUGGAUGUUUGCUAUGAUUUCCUUUUGAGUUAUUUAAACAAAUUUAUGGUAUGAUAGGUAUAUAUCUAGACUGUUAAGGCAAAAGAGUAUAAGUCGAUAAAGUGCAUUUUCGAGAAUGGAUGUUUUAUUGUUUAUAAAAUUGCACUGUAAUCAGGUAUGAUUGUUAAUUUCACAGUGCAAUUUGAAACUACAUUUUUCAUUAUGUCAUACAGAUACACUUUCUGUUACGUAUUAGUAUAAAAGAUAUGUGACUUAUCCUAUUUAGACCCUUUCAUGAUAUUGACUUAUACUAAUAUGACUACAAUUAUUUAUAUAAUGUUUUUGUAAUUUAACAAUGACAUCAUGUUUACAAUUGAAAAAUAAAAUGAGAAGCUACAUAUACUAAUUAAAUGUAAUUAAAUUAAGAAAAUGAAACUUGUAUCACUAAAUAUGAACCAUUUUGCAGAUUGUUUUUGCACAAAUGUUAUUGAAAACCUAUAAUAAGGCAAAUUAUCUUGUCUCAAAUAACUAAUGAAACAAUCGAAACAGUAACAAUACGUUUAACUUUUCUCAAGGGUAGCAUGUCCCAUAAAAAUCAGAGAAUUUUUCAAGUUUUGUAAUCGUAAAUGAUAAUGUUAGGUAAAUGUCAUACAUUUGAAAUGAUAUCUUCUGUAGACUGUGAUUUAAUCAUCGUCCACGUGUUCCUCUAUAUCUGGAUAAACUUCCGCCAAUCCAGGCGCAGUCUUCAGAAUUUGGUAGAACUGAUGGAAUACAUCUGGAACUAGAGGUAGAAGAUUGAGAAUGUCUUUCUUUUUCUCCUUCGUUACUUGCAGCGGAGCUGUGUAGCAUCUCUGAGGCUGAAGAACUGCUGUAGGCUGCCCUCUUCUAAUAAAGCUAAGAGUUUUAAAUUCUUCAUCUUUUAGACUAUUUUUGAAUUUGAUAAUUCCAUACUCCUUUGUGUAUCUGAACCAUUUUGCAUUUAACCAGCUAAAGGGUUCUCCAGUCUCAUCCUUCUUCCUGAAUAACAAAGGACCCUUUAGCAACCCUGCAAAGUUCAAAAAGUCACUAUGAAUAAGUUCUACAACUUCAAAAUGUUUCUUCUUUCCAGCUGUGCGAACUAGCUGAUACCAAUCAUGUGGAUGGUAAAUAGGGAGCUGAAGUUUUUUUUUCUGUUUCUCGAUAAGUGCGUGGUCAACGUCGCACUCCAUGUGGCUAUGACCACUGACCAUGAACUUAUGAUCCACUAUUUCAAGGUUAGCAUUAUCUUGUAGAACAGUCAAAAACAUGGAAGCCACAUGCGAGUUCUUGUUUUGACCUCCGCAUGUAUCCGAGUACAGUAUUACAUGUUUCACCUCUGGUGAAAGCGAAGUCAACUCCCGGUAAAUACAAGUAGCAAUUUGGUUUCCUCCUCUUCCUCCUUCCCCUUCAUGCCACAUAUAGCAUUUUACAUCCCUUUUACUUGUCUCGUGCAUAGUGAGGUUAAAUGUCCAUAGUGUACGUUUGUAGAAUGCAACAGAUGUAUUAAGGUAGGGAGUUGGGAGACACUGUUGCAAAUCAAAUGAAUAACAUCUCAAUGAAUUAUCUUCAGCAGCAAGUAAUUUAUCCUGUGAUUUACACAGGUAUGCAUUACCUGCUUCCUCAUGAUGUAAACUUAUAUCUUCUUCGAUUCCAUUCUGUUCAGUUUCAUCUUUCGCGAAUCUUUUCUUGGUAUGCAACAAAUCACACUUGUGACAUGUGUCCACUUUAGGUAGCUUGAAGGAAAUAUUUAGCUUACGGAAUUCUCUCUCGUAUAUUGAUCUAGAUACAGGUUCUGCUACAGCCUCUUUGUACAGUUGGUACAUCUUUGGUAAAUCAAGGUAAGAAGGUAAGUACAGUUUAUUACUUUUUCGACGGGUGUAGUGCGAGUUGUACAAAGGAAAUGAAUGUAUAUGCUUCCGCACUUCUUCUAGUUGUGUAUCACUUGUCUUAUUUGCCGGUGGUUUUCUUCCCCUCAAAUCAUCAUGUGGCACUCCAGACAUACUUCUUUUCCGGUUGUCUAAUGCUAAUGUCACAAACAUAUUAGUCUCACCAAGUGUAUUCAUAAAACACUGUCUGCACACUUGUUUCCUUUCCCCAUUUAUCUUGAAAUGAAAGUAGUGAGUUGUAGAUCUAUUGCGUUGCUUCUGUGGAUCUUCAGUUCUCUUUCUACUCGUCUUUGGUGGGUUGGAAUCAACUAAGCCACACACAUAUGCCACUCUUUUGUUCCUGUCACCUAAGGCCCAAUACUCUUUAAAUAAAACGUCCUUAAUGGCAUCAUUUUCCAGAGCAUUCUCUUCCAAUAUAGAUCGACAGUUCAUUCUACAUUUCGUGAGUGGCCUUGAUGUUCUAGCAGCAAUUGUUUUUCCUUUGCUAGUGAUAUACUCUUUACCCCUGUUGCGAUUGUGUUUGCGUUUAAGUUUUUUCUUCACAGUAAACAUACCCUUACCUUUAACACGUUUUAUUUUUUCUACUACCAUUUUAUCCCUAUCACCAUUUGCAUCAGCACCUGAUACUGGCUGAUCCUUAUCUGAAGUUGGUGUGUACUUAUUUCUGGCUUUACUUUCACUACUAUUACUUGAACGCUUUUUAGAAAUCACAUUAAUUUCAUCAAAAUUUUCGUCAGCACUACUAGACUGAUGACCUUAAGGAAAUAAUCUUUAUCCAUAUCGCUGUCAUCGCACAGUUCUUCAAGUGUAGAUGUUUCACUGUCAUCCGAAACGUGUUUCACACAAGCUUCAGAACUUUCACUUGUAACCUCUGGUGAUUGCAAGCCUGUAGUACGUACACUAUCACCGUAGUCAAAGCAGGCAUUUUCAGCAUUUCGCAAACUCCCCUCUGCCACUGUAGAAGGUUCCACGUAAUCGUCACUGUCGUUAAAAGAUGUUGAUGCAUGCUCUUGUGGUAGGCCUGCUACAGGACCUGAAAUAAGAAGACUGCAAUAAAUCUACUAUAUCAAAAUUGGAAACAUAACUAAAGAAAUUUUAAUGAAAUGUUAAUUUUGCAGACAUUACUUGGGAGUUUUUCUCUGACAAAAAGAAUUUACCUAACUUAACCAGUUUUUCCACAAUGCCAUUCUAAAGUCAAAAUUUUGAGGUUGAAAAAUUCCAACCCAAUUUUUUUAAAACUGGAAAACAGUAACAGGUUUGAUUAUUUCAAGUAGUAGCCAGUGAUCUGUAGUUUCUGUGUCAGUAAUCAUACCAUUAUGUGCAUAUUGUUGAGUCGUCUAUAAAAAUAAUAAUUGAAAAUUGUGACUUUGAAAUGGUAUAUCGGGAUAUGUAGUUGAGCUAACAUUAUUACAUCUAGAAAACGAACAGCAUUUUAUACAAAAAUAAAUUAUUAUACUUUCUCUUCUUGAACAGCCUGAACAACAAUGCCACAAUACUAAUAAAGAAAAUGAAACAGGAAUAAGUAACCAUCAAAGAGAUAAUAAAAACUCAAAUACUAGAACAGAACCAAGCUAAAUUAAUUCGGCGCCUUGGUAUUUUUCAUGUUGAGGUGUGCUAUUUCUGUUAAAGCUGAAUUCACAACAUACAAUUCUGUAUGAGCGUAAGAAGCAAAGCGCAGGUCUAAUCAGUGUGGUUGUGGUAAGUUGAAUGUGAAUGCAUCCACACACAGUGUUUUUACUUAUUUAUGUACAUAAGUUACAUGGAUGUAAAUCCAGCUUAAGCGUUUUUAUAUGUUUGCCAUUAAGGAAUAUUUAUAAAUAAAUAUAUUAUUAGAUGAAUAGUAUAGGUAUAUUAAUAAAAAGUAUUUUUCCGACGUUUGACUUACUGUGAAUAGCAAAAAUUUCAAAUGUAACUUUUCAUUUCUCUUAUCUAAUUAAACCUAUAUUUUGGAAACGUCAUAACUUUUAAAAAGUUGUGUUUAUCUAAAUCUAAUAUCCAAACAAACAAAUUAAUAACCUAACCCCAACUUACUGAAAACUGUAAGGUUAUGUAUUUUUCGCAUUAUUAUUAUUAUUAUUCAUUAACAGACUUGCAUUCCUAUGACGAUAUUGUAUGUAAACAAAGGUCAAAUAUUAAUUGGUUGCUAACUUUUCGUAAUAAUUCCUGCCUCAUCUACGAACACAUUUACUAAAAUUUUAAGUGUUUAUUCUCGGCUAAAAAACUUAUUGCAAACGGUGAUACUGCUUUAUUAAACUUAAAUAAGUAAAUUACAAUGCGAAAAUGGCACGUCCAUAACCUUGAACGUUAGGAUUAUUUACUUACCAUAAUUGCUGUUUUGUUUAUAGCCUUGCUUCGCCAGUUCUAUUAUCUUCAAGCUCCUAGACGCCAUUCUACAUUCUCUACAGUAUUUGUUAUUAAUCACAUUACUCAUCUGUCAUUCCCAACCACUAGUAUUUUCACUUCAUCAAUUCAACUCCAUUCGCAUACUUAGAGCAUGAUACCUCAUACUACAGGACAAAUACUCAAACAACAUGACUUAUUAAAAACAUAAUUCUUUUGUUUUCUACAUGUGUACCAACAUUGAUAAUAUUUAGUUCACAUUAAUAUUAACAGAUACAGCACAAACAAGUUUGUUACCAUACCUAAUUAUUGUAACAAUAUAUACCUAAUUAUUGUAACAAUGUUAUGGCACAAACAUUAAUAAUUGAAAUCUUGCCAUGAAGUUCAUUUAGUAUAAGUGAACACUUCACUUUUGUAAUGGAAGAUGUGUCUACUGUCUAGUCACUUUUGUAAUGGAAGAUGUGUCUAGUCAAAACAGUAUAACUUGACAUAUACUCUUUUGGCCUGGGUUAUUAACAUUCAUGUGCUUAGUCAAAACAGUAUAACUAGACUUAUACUGUUUUUUCUAAACAUCACCAACAUCUGCUCACUUAUUCUACUUUGACUUAUGCUCAUAUUCUACAGUAUUUGCUACACUAGACUUAUACUGUUUUUACCAAAUGAAAGAUUGAAUUUUUUUAAAUCAUACUAAUGACUUCUCAUUUUUGCCUAUUUUUGACUUAUACUCUUUUGCCUUAACAGUCUAGAUAUAUCAUACCUUUCCAAGCUUUUAUACCUUGUUAUGGUAUAAUUCAUUGACAUUAACAGGCUCCGGUUCAUAAUCACAGAGAGGAAUUAUUGCUUAUCAGUUAUAUUUUUGAAAGGGGGAAGAACUCCCCAAGUAAAGUUGCAGCUGUUAACGAAGCGAUUCUAAUAAUACUGUAGUGAAAGUGUAUUAGCUCAGGUAUUCCGGCCCAGGCUGUAUUUGGAAACUGUCCUCUAUCCAUAUACUCCGUUUUUCGUUCCACCCUUAGCAUUAAGCCCUGUUGAAUUGUAGCCAAACUUUCUGUAUGUAUGUAUGCUAUGUAUGUAUAUAUAUGCACCUAGUAUUAUUAGUUGAUAUAUUUACUGUUUUAUUAACCCAGUUGUCAUUUUUUUUUUAUUUUGUCUGUUAAUAAGAGUUUGAUCUCAGUAUUAAAUUCUUCAGGAACUUUCUUGUGUGUUAAUGUCAAUAUUAAUCCAGUAGAGUAUUAAGCAGCAGUAUUCAUGCAUGUGACAUGACAUAUGUAAAUCAGUGUUGUAUUGUGUUGUCAAAGUGAAAUUACUGUAAUUGUGUUAAAUUUUGGAAGGACUAUAAUUUGUUGAAAAAUAUCUUAAGCAAAAAUUUUAUGUUAAUUACACAAAGUAUAAAUAUCACUGUGAUGUUAGAACAAUCAGUAUACAUUGUGAUAAAAUGAUGAGAAUUAUUCUUCAUCUGUAGUUAGACUACGAUCCACACUGUAAUAAUCAAUAAGGGCAGUAUUCCAAGACAUUCGGAUAAGAUAGCGAAUAAGCACUGCCUUGUUGGGAUUCAACCUUAACCUAACUCACGAGAUGUAUGCUAGAACAUGUCCGAAUAGAAUCCCAGCAAGGAAACAAAUCGGGAACUGUUUUAAUAAGCGGUGCCCUGAGCGAGGCUAGGAACCAGUUUCAACAUAACCAUCGCUACAAUUGUUUCAGCAAAAAUUCUAGAGAUAGCAGCACCAUCACACAAAAAUAUAACAGCCUUUCUAAUAUUCUUAAGUUCUUUUAAAAUUGUGAUUAUUUCUGUUAUGACCAUUAAAGUGUACAAACUGUAUUCCAGGAUAGUUUUGCUAUCAUGAAGUUUCAUUUGGCACACCAACACACUUGGUAUGUUCCCCGAUAAUCACAAAAGAUACUAUAUACGAGUUAAUGGCAUCACUUGCAGGUCUACCAUCUGGAUGAAAUCAACAAAGAAGUGAACUCUGUGCAUGCUCUGAAUUUUGGCAACACAUGGGCAACGGAAAAGACACCAAAAUCCGUCCUAUUGUGCACUAGGAAUACGGUUUAGGGUACAGGUGUAUCAUAUUCAACAGUGCCCCCCCCCCCCCCCCCCUUUUUUUUUUUUUCUCUCUCUUGGAAUACUGUCUUAACAAUAUGAAAGUCAACUGUUUAAGCAUUUCAUUUUCAAAUUAAAAAAAAAAAAAAUAUUGUCAUUCAUUGUCAUCGUAAUUGCGAAUUGAUAAUAUUAUAAAUUAAGGCUGAGUUUUUGUUCUGCCAGUGAAUUUACAAUAUAAGUUUUGCUCAACACUGCAUGUUAUAUUUAAAUAAAUAAAUGAAUGAAUGAGAUGAAGGGUGCUAUUAGAUUUGAUAGUAGUAACAUUUUUUUUCUAGGUGCCAUUAAUAUAUUAUGUUAGUUAUAAAAAGAAUAUUAUAAUACCAUAUAUUUGUUAAGUUUUUGUUUGAAAGCAGUGGUACUUAGACUAAUUGAUUUAGUUCAGUGCCAAAAUGACAGAGUACAUAAUUACAGUGAAAUUUAUCAGGUAACUUUAACUAGAAUAAUGCUGGAGAAACCACUACUCAAGUGUAAGGAAUUGUCAGUUCACUUGAAAGCCUAUUCAGAUUUGAACUGCAGAUUAGUAAGUUUUCCAUUUUUUCUCACUCCAGUAGAUUUAAAUACAGCUAAAAUUUUCUGGAAUUAUUAUUCUUUCUCCCCCCCGAAUAGGGGAGAAAAUAACAAAAUUGAAGGACUUGUCUCGAAAAUUACAACCAAAAUCCUAAGCAAUCAAUAUCUGUGUUGAAAGUCAUGGAACUUAAAUUUUCAGCGGCAUUUUACUAACUUUCAUUUUGUUUUUCGACAACUCACUUCAUUUUAUAGUCUCACGUUAAAUUUAAAUAAUUGGACUGUCUAUUCUAGAUUACAUGGAAAUUUUCUCUGAAAAGGGGUUAACUUUCUGAUAUAUAAAAAAAAAAUGUACGUUUCUGUGAAUAGUAGAACUACCAUUUUGUAUUAUUUUUAAUUUGACCUAUAUAUAAAAUAUGACUAUGAUAUGAAAAAGUUUUCAAAUCUUAAUGAAAGAUCCUGAUUUACCAGGUAUUUAUUUGUAGACACAUUAUUAUUUAAGCUAGUAUGUAUUGUGUUGAACAUAUAUUUAUAGAAGUGAAUUCAGAAUUGAAAAAAAAAAAAUUCUUCACGGUUGGCAAGCAAUUGCUGUAAUAUAAUAAACAAGUCUAAUUGUAUUGCAGGCCUUUGCCAAUGAUAAAAGUUGGAACAAUUCUUACAUUUUUCAAAUUUUUUUAUGUUCCCGAUGACAUGAUAGUUGGCCAAUUCCAAUUUCUUGUUGAUGCAUCGGGUAUUUCUCUACUGGAGACAGAGUACUUGAGAUGCUUUUCUUGAAGUAGUCCAAAGGGAAAACUCUUAAAUCUGUCCAGUCACAAAGGUUUUGCCAAAUAUCUUGCCUUAUCUUUGCAUUAAGUUGUAGGUUCCUUUUUCCUUUCAGUCAUAGUGGUGCAUCUAGCUAGGCAAAGUUUUUUGGAGGGGGCUUCACUUUCUUGUUGAUUUUAUCAUUUUUUUUUGGACAGAGUUUACUUGAAAGCAUUUUAAAAUAAGCAGAUAGUGUCUUCAGAAGUCAACAAUAAACUUUUUAAAAUAAAUUUUUGAUUUCUGUUUAAAGAGUUGUCUUUUAACCUCGUUUAAAAUUAAUCAAGGGAGUUGUUAGUUCUCGAAUUGAAAUGCACAAUCGCCUUGAAAUAAUUUUUUUUUGAGUUAGCAUUUUUUAUGUUGUUCUUGAUUGUCUGCAUUAUAGAAAACUUUUUGCAUGAGCUACUGGGAAGUGUAGUGCUGAACUUUCUUCAAUAAGUGUCCUUUGUUAGGUUACAAUUUCAGCUGUGAUAAUAAAUUAUAAUGUGAUAAAUUUCUAUGUGUUUAGUCUUUGUGGGUUGUAUAUGUGUAUGUGCCCAAGUUAGUCCAGUUGCUGUAGACUACAAGACUGUUAUCUCGUAGAGAAAUGGUAGAAGUGGGUAUGUGUUUUGUUGUGCAUUGUAUGUGGGUAGUAGGAAGUACAAUCAUACCUCAUUAAUAAAAACCCUGUUAAUUCAAAACUCUCAUUAAUACGUGUUUUCACGGUCCCUAGAAAUUACAUAGGAGUUACAGUGCUACGUAAUUUUUUUCAAUAUAAUAAUAUAAAAGUACGGUUAUUACAUAAUACAAAUUUGAUUUUGUUCCAAGGGUAAUCAGUUACAUGUAGUUACUACAGAUAUCCCGGAAUAAUGUAAAGAAAGUGUGAUGUUUCAACUAAAAUAAUGUUAAUGCCAAUUCUUUGGUUCAGUGUAGGUUGGAGAAAAAAGCUUAGAAACUAUUUUUUAAUUUUUCAAAGUGAUGGUAUGUCUUUUUUGUAUGUAUUUUCUAAACCUUUUCUUUAUUCUUCUGUCUUCCAAUUUUUUAAAAAGUACCUACCUAGUACGAUAAUUUUUUUUUCAGCCAUAGGUGUAGUCAUUGUAACAUUUAAUUUUACAGUCUGUAAAAAAAGUACAUUUGGUGUGUAUCAAAUUGUGUGCGAGUUUCCUGGGAGCAUAUUCUAUUUGUUUAGGUGUGGUAUGCAUGUCUAAGUUAGGAAAAAAAAAGUACUAUUUCCAAAUUUAUUUGAUUUUGAUUUAGAAAUUAUAUUAAUAUUUCAUAAAAUAUUGUAAUAGUAUUGUUUAAAAAAAUUGUUAAAGUAAAAAAAAAUUAUCCCUUUAGGUUUGUAUUAUUGAGGUUUGACUGUAAAUAGGAAAAGUGGCUUUGGUACGCACAUCAGUGUUACAGUUUAGACGACUUGGUUAGCACUUUCAUACCCAAGUGGUUAACUUUUCAUUGACAACCUAUCAGUUCAGCACUCAAAAAUAUUUUUUUAGUGUCCAAGUUGUAAGUUUUUUUUCCCCCACCAGGCCAGUAUUCAACUAUCAGGAGUCUGAGAAUGUGUUCAGUGACUAUAGUUAUUGAGCAACAAUACUGAUUUUCGGCUGGCAUAAUCUGUUCUAUUUUUAGCCACUUGAUCGUUGAUUACUACCCCAAGAUAAAUGUGAGCAUUGUUACACUGAAUAUUUAAUGAGUAGUUUGAGUAAAAUUUGUAGUUUUGUUACAAAUAUGUUAUGCUUAUAAUUCUGUCCACAAAAUCUAGGAUGCUAAUUUAGUUUUUUUAAAAAAAAGUGCAUCUUGAAGUGUUAGACAGCCACAUCACUUCAGGUAAUCUAGAUCUUAUAUGAUUAACCUUCCUGUUUAUCAUCUCGUGUGAAGUUUAGUUAAUGUAGGAAUUAAUGGUGGUGCUGUCUAUCAUGGUUGGCAUGACAUGCUAUGCUAACGUGUGAACGGUGUUCCUAAUUUUUGAGAAAAGUUUAGUGUUAGUUGCGGCAAGUAUGUAUUAUUAUUUCUGUAACAUAACAUAGUUUUCAGCUCUGUGCCCAAAUUACUAAACUAACACCACCUCGCUUUGAUUAACUAAGAUGACUCACUUAAUGACGUCAUUAAGGUGUUUUCAUAAUCAGAUGAGUGAUGGUAUGACUAAACUAACAACUCCUUUAUGUAGCCAGAAACAGUUUUAAUAAAUUUUAAUUUUUGACUUCUGUAUGGGAAUAGCGCACAAGAUAUCCUAGGUUAAUUGCUAGAGAAUUAUUUUAUUAUUCUGUGAUACAGACAGCUUGAUACAAAAUGAAUCUUGUUUGUCCUGUUUAAUGUUACCAUCCACCUUUUGUGUGUGAAUAUAUUUUUUUCUAUGCUCUUGACCACAAUUUUCACUAAAUAUUUAUGUGUUUACUUUGGUGAAGCAAAGAAAUUAUUCUUGUUUUCUUAACUCAUGUUGAAACUGUACAAAAUAAAAUUUUCGUUAGUGAAAUGUGAAGAGUUGAAUAUUUUUAUCUGCCGAAAUCUUUUGCUUGUAUGUGUUCUGAAAGACAAGUGGAAUGAUACUCUGCUGCAAUAGUUUAGAUUAGGUAGUUCAAUAUUUUCAAUGUAAUUGCUCAAAAACAGACUGAUUCGUUGUCCUUAACACAAGUAUGGGUGUACCUAUGUAAAAAAAAAUAGAGAUGGGACUUUUGAAUCUGUCAUUUCUCGAUUUCUUUACUUUGUGAUUGAAUGUAUAGUUUUUUCAUCAUGAUGCUAAACGUGUCCGAGGUUUUUUUUUUUAUCCCCUGUGGUUCAGUCCUUCCUUGAUGCGUUGUUUGUGGGGUUGAUUCCAGUGAUGUUAUUUUGUUUUUACUCCCUAUGCAUCUGUAAUAUAUAUAAAAAAUAAGGUUUUUGACAGAGAAGUAAAAUAAAAAAUCUUUUUGCUAAAAUUAAUUAAAACCAUGUCGAGUAGUCUGUAAAAAUGCCUUGCAAUUUGUUUGAGUAACCUCUGUACGUCCAACAAACAUAAAAAAUGCAAAUAUAAAUUUGGCAGUUUAUAUACAUGUAGUGAAAUUUAAAGCUACUAAAAAAGUGUGCAUGAUUAAUGGUGGACAUGAGUUGUGUUCGUACUUACAUGUGCGUGUGUAAACAAGGCAUUGUUUUUUAGAGUGCAGAUUUUAUAGUUCUCCUUACCCCUAAGUGAUAGGAGAAAAAAGUACCUACUUAGUUUGAACCAUAAAUAAUCAUAAUAUACAGCCCUAUUUUAAGUUUUUUUCCUCAAAUCUAAACAUAGGAAAGUACAAUUGUCCCAUCCAUCUCUAUUAAGAAAACACAUGGGAAGAAUCAUUUGAUAACUAUUUUUGUAUGACAGGUUUAGGUGUAGGUAAUAUCAUCGUUAGUGCUUGUAGUUGCAAAACUAAGUAGAUAUUUUUGUAGCUUGUAAGUUUAUGAAGUGCCAAUAGCAUAGUGCACUGUGUGAGUUUCAUACAUGUAUUUCAGUGUGCCAUUUAGUUAGAUGUGUGUUUUACAUAUCUGUUCGUCAAUCAAGUUGUAUGGUUUGUUUUUGUUGAAAUAUUGUGACUUAGCCAUAGUUACUAUGAGCAGUAAAAUCUCUCUUGCUGUCUUAUUGGUGUUUGUUUAUAAACAAGUCAAACUUUGUGUGUCAUUCACUUUGAGGCAGCAGUAAUGUACAUAUCGCAAAUUGUUAUUCAGUGCCACUUUUAUUUUAAUAAAUAUAUUCCUGUAAAUAAAUUUUAUUAAAUCACUAAAUGAAUUCUUAUUCAAAGUAA